AUGAACAUUGAGGUCCAUAUAUGCCUUUAUACGCAAAAUUGGAGAAAAACCCAGGAUAAUAACAAGCUGUUACAACUUGGAGGUUUCAAGAAAACUUUAGCAACAUCUAAAAUAAUGGUGGAAUUGGAGGAGCAGCAGAGUCCACCAGCAGAUCAAAAUGGUAAUGAUGAAAUCAUCACUGAAGGUGCUUCAGUUGUGCUUGGAGAACCUCCUCAAGAUGAAAAUGGUCCCCCCGAAGUUCAUUCCGAUGUUGAAGUUCUUCAUGAGAAAGUGACAAAGCAAGUUAUUAAAGAAGGUCAUGGUCAGAAGCCAUCAACAUAUUCGACAUGCUUUUUGCAUUACAGAGCAUGGACUGAAAGCACCCAGCACAAAUUUGAAGAUACAUGGCACGAGCAACGACCCCUCGAGCUUGUCUUGGGAAAAGAGAAAAAAGAAAUGACAGGGCUAGCUAUUGGCAUUUCCAGCAUGAAGUCUGGAGAACGGGCACUUUUACAUGUUGGUUGGGAACUAGGGUAUGGAAAAGAAGGAAGCUUUUCUUUUCCAAAUGUUCCACAAAUGGCAAAUAUUAUAUAUGAAGUUGAGUUAAUAGGUUUUGAUGAAACCAAAGAAGGGAAACCACACAGUGAGAUGACAGUAGAGGAGAGGAUUGGCACAGCGGACAGAAGGAAGAUGGAUGGGAAUGCAUUAUUCAAGGAGGAAAAACUGGAGGAGGCUAUGCAGCAGUACGAAAUGGCCAUAGCAUAUAUGGGAGAUGAUUUCAUGUUUCAGUUGUUUGGUAAGUAUCGGGACAUGGCUUUGGCGGUAAAAAAUCCUUGUCACCUCAACAUGACCGCAUGUCUGAUAAAGCUCAAGCGAUUUGACGAAGCCAUUGCUCAGUGCAGCAUUGUGUUGGUUGAGGAUGAAAACAAUGUCAAAGCACUGUUCAGACGUGGUAAAGCUAGAGCUGAACUUGGACAGACAGAUGCAGCUCGCGAGGACUUCCUAAAGGCAUGUAAAUAUGCACCUGAUGACAAAGCAAUUGUGCACGCUUGCUAG
Messenger RNA from Fraxinus pennsylvanica, 1035 nucleotides. The record is from the annotation of a GenBank genome assembly. NCBI's taxonomy places the organism in Eukaryota, Viridiplantae, Streptophyta, Magnoliopsida, Lamiales, Oleaceae.